This is a messenger RNA of Thecamonas trahens ATCC 50062, 1161 nucleotides long. Its product is annotated as SAM binding domain-containing protein. Gene Ontology annotation, cellular component: nucleus; tRNA (m1A) methyltransferase complex. The transcript has 2 exons. The record is from RefSeq and is a predicted model, not a curated record. The coding region runs from base 1 to 1161 and encodes 386 amino acids. Gene Ontology annotation, biological process: tRNA methylation. Lineage: Eukaryota; Apusomonadida; Apusomonadidae.
AUGGCGGUGGGUGGGUGGUUGGCCGUCGGCUGGGGCCACCCGUCUCGGCCAUUCGUCAGUGACCACGAUGAACUCGAGCCAGGCGCCGGGGCCAAGGCCAAGUACGGCGACCUUGUUGUGCUCUUUGGCGGACGGCGCAUGCUGUAUCCCAUCAUCCUCUCCCAGGGAGAGACAGUACACGUCAAGGCCGGGCUGUUCCACCAUGACGAUGUCGUGGCCAAACCCUUUGGCACCAUUAUCCGCUCGCGCAAGGCCCGGGAAAACUACCUGCAUCUGCUGCGGCCGACGCCCGAGCUGUGGACUCUCUCGCUGCCGCACCGGACUCAGAUCUUGUACACGCCCGACAUCUCGCUGGUCACCUCCAAGCUCCUCCUUGCUCCAGGCUCGGUAGUGGUCGAGUCGGGUACGGGAUCGGGCUCGCUCUCGCACGCUCUCGCACGGACGGUCGCGCCGGGUGGGCAUGUGUAUACCUUUGAGUUUCACGCCGGCCGCGCCGCCACUGCCACUGCAGAGUUUGUCGCCCAUAGCAUCGCAGACGUGGUGACAUGCACUCAGCGCGACGUGUGCGCCCACGGCUUUGGCCUCCCGGGCAUCGGCCUCGAGCACAACUACGCCGACGCGCUGUUUCUCGAUCUGCCGGCCCCGUGGUCCGCCGCCGCCGCCGCCUACAACGUCCUCAAGUGCGAGAGCAUCAUGUGCUCCUUCUCGCCCUGUAUUGAGCAGGUCCAGCGCAUGUGUGUCAGGCUCCGCGAGCUCGGCUUUGUCGAUAUCCACACCGUCGAGAACGUCCACAUGCCGAUGGAGGUCAAGGAGCGCCAGCUCUCGGUCCCGCCCUACCUUGCCCACGGCGCCAAGCGCGCCGGCGACGACGCCGGCUCUGACGACGAGGCCUCGUCCACCGCGCCCAAGCGGACAAAGAGCCUUGACGGCUCCGUCCGCCCCGCCUCGCACUGGGCCGCCCGCAACUUUGCCAAGAUCGGCGGCCACUCGGGCUACCUCACCUUUGCCCGCAAGCCUGUCGACGCUGCACCCACUGUCCCGGCCGACUACACCGACCCGCCUCUGGCUGGCGCCCCGGCUGCUGCUACUACCACCACCACUGCUACCACUACCACUACUACCACUGCUGCGUCCUCUGCCCAGGCAACAUCAGACCAAUAA